Neurospora tetraspora is the source of this 1783-nucleotide messenger RNA. RefSeq names its product S-adenosyl-L-methionine-dependent methyltransferase. The transcript is spliced from 3 exons. The coding region runs from base 226 to 1680 and encodes 484 amino acids. Gene Ontology annotation, molecular function: O-methyltransferase activity. NCBI's taxonomy places the organism in Eukaryota, Fungi, Ascomycota, Sordariomycetes, Sordariales, Sordariaceae. The record is from RefSeq and is a predicted model, not a curated record.
AGGGAUCCAAUUGCAUGAAGAUUGGUGUUCGGAAACCGGCAGCGAGCACCUUCUUAUUCUGUUCAUGAUAUAUCCCCUUCCACAUCCUCCCAUCCUGAGAAGAAGGUUGACCUCUGAGCCCUUCCACUUCAUCACCAACCAUCCCAUCCACUCGUUUCUUCCACCUCAUUCAGUCACCCAAAGCACACGCAGUUGUCAGUGACACAUCACACUACAACCUCCACAAUGGCCGUCUCCGUCCAAUCCCCCACCCGCGCCCGCACCACCGGUCACCGCACCAGGAAAUCCACCUCCUCCGUCUCCGUUGCCCCCGUCUCAGGGCCUCAACCCAUCGACUCAUCCAUCAUCCACCAACCCAACGACCUCUCCUCGGUGCCCUCCCUCCUCUCCACCAUCCUCACCCAAGGCAUCGCGGCCGUCUCGUCCCCCUCCGACGACGCCACCCGGCUCGCCCUCCUCUCCUCCGCCCGCGCCUUGGUGCUGGCCCUCGAGAAGCCGCGCGAGACCAUGAUCCGCCAGUGCUGGGCUGACACGACUUGCUUCGCUGCCUUGUCCAUCGGCGUGGACACGGGCGUGUGGGCGUACCUGGGACAGGACGAUCGUCCCAAGACGGUGAGAGAGAUUGCGAAGCACACGGGCUUUGAGGAGGCGUAUUUGGGACGGUUGUUGAUGCAUGUAGCUGCCAUGGGACAUAUUGUGGAGGUCGGGAAGGAUGAGUAUAAGCCGACGAACUUUUGUAAGGCGUUGGGAAUUGAUAGGUUGGGUGUCGCCUAUCCUUUGUUCACCGGACCAGGUAACACCGGCGGUGUCUUCCGCUGCAUCGCCUCCUUCCCCUCCUACCUCAAAUCCACCAACCUCACCACCCCGACCUCCAUCACCAACAGCAACACCCAGUUCGCCUUCAACACCACCAAGAACUUCUUCGAGCUGUGCCACGACCCGGCCUACGCGCCCAUGGGCGCCCAGUUCAACACGCACAUGGGGUCGUACGCGUUCGGCCGGCCCACGUGGGUGGACGAGGACUUUUACCCCGUUGAGGAGCACCUGCUUGAGGGCUUCGAUGGUGAAGAUGAGACAGCGGUGUUGUUGGUGGAUAUUGGUGGUAGUAUCGGUCAUGAUUUGCAGAAAUUUAGGGAUGUGUUCCCGGAGGCGAAGGGAAGACUAGUGCUGCAGGAUUUGGAGCCGGUGGUUGCGCAGGUAAAGGAGGGCGAGUUGGCUGAGAGUAUUGAGAGGAUGGCGUAUGACUUUUUGACGGAGCAGCCGGUUAAGGGAGCCCGCGCGUACUACAUGCACUCGGUCCUGCACGACUGGCCGGAUAAGCAGUGCAUUCCCAUCCUGGAGAACGUCAAGGCGGCCAUGAAGCCGGGGUACUCGCGCUUGUUGAUCAACGAGAACGUCAUCCCUGACGUGGGCGCGAACUGGGAGAGCACUUCCUUGGAUGUCAUGAUGUCGUGCUUGGUGUCGGCGAAGGAGAGGACAAAGGAUGAAUGGGUGCAGUUGUUGGAGCGCGAUGCUGGGCUCAAGAUCACCGGCUUUUACCCGGUUGGGAAUGGUGUGGAGAGCAUCAUUGAGUGUGAGUUGCCAACAGAGGAGAGUGAGCUGCCGAAGGAGGAGAGUGAGUCGUCGACGGAGGAGUGUACCUGCGGUGCACCUGUUAUAACCGUAGCAGGCGUGCUUUGACAUCCGCCGUUGUUUGGCCCACUUGACCCACCAAGACCGUCGGGUGCCGUGUCCGAUUCCGGUCUCCACGUACGGAAUUGUGGGGCCGAUCGCCCGGCGAUUA